Molecule: messenger RNA, 4751 nt
Organism: Myripristis murdjan (pinecone soldierfish)
Lineage: Eukaryota; Metazoa; Chordata; Actinopteri; Holocentriformes; Holocentridae
Gene: rcor2
Product: REST corepressor 2
Exons: 14
Coding region: 225-1895 (556 amino acids)
Biological process (GO): regulation of transcription by RNA polymerase II; negative regulation of DNA-templated transcription
Cellular component (GO): transcription regulator complex; histone deacetylase complex
Molecular function (GO): transcription corepressor activity
Source: RefSeq, a predicted model, not a curated record
CACACAUACACACACGCUCACACUGAGACACGGCUGCUUCCAUCUAUCCAUGCAGUUCACUUCAUUGUACACUCGAGACGGGUGAGCAUCAAUUAGGCAGAAAUUAAACCGCUUUAGAUGCCCCAAUUCUCUUUUUUUUAUAGUUUCGAGGAGGAUUAUAAGCCGCGGAUAGAGCCGCAGAGAAGUUUUGAGUGCGGGGAAACGGAGAGAAACGACACGCAGCCAUGCCCUCGGUGAUGGAGCGCUCGGGGGCUGGGGUCCUGUCCAGGAGCAGAGCCAAGACUGUAACCAACGGCAACAGCCAACCACACUCUGAGGAGGAAAGCAGUGAUGAGGAGCACGCUCACGACAGUAUGAUCAGAGUGGGAGGAGACUACCAGGCCCAGAUCCCAGAGUUCAAACCAGACAGUCCAACCCGUUAUGAGAAGGACCAGAGGAGUAUGUUGGUCUGGCGUCCCAACAGCCAGAUCUCUGAUGCUAUGUUGGAUGAGUACAUCCUGAUGGCGAAAGAAAAACAUGGAUACAAUAUGGAGCAGGCGCUGGGCAUGCUGCUGUGGCACAAACACGACGUGGAACGUUCGCUGGCCGACCUGGCCAACUUCACCCCCUUCCCUGAUGAGUGGACGGUGGAGGACAAAGUGCUGUUCGAACAGGCCUUCAGCUUCCAUGGCAAGAGCUUCCACCGUAUCCAGCAGAUGCUUCCAGAUAAGCUGAUCUCCAGCCUGGUGAAGUACUACUACAGCUGGAAGAAGACCAGGACCAGGACCUCAGUCAUGGACAGACAGGCGAGGAGGCUGGUCAACAAGAGAGAGAAGGAUGAUAGUAAUGAUGAGAUCGAGGAGGGAGAUCCUGGCAGUGACAGUGACUUUGAGAUCGACACCAAGAAAGAGCAGGCAGUGAAGCCGAACUCCAGCAGCACCAGCUCUGAAAAAGGUCCCUCCAGUCGCUCUGGGCCGGUGAAGAAGGAGAACAUCGGGGCGCAGUACCGUCACCACCCGCUGAGAGCCCGCCGCAGGCCCCCCAAAGGCAUGCACCUGGACCAGUCAGACAUCAUGGCCCUGUCGGCCUCCCACGAUGCAGGGGUGCUGUCUGUACGACAACUGGACACACACCUGGUGUCACUAAAGAGACAGGUCCAAAGUAUUAAACAGAACAACAGCAGUUUGAAACAGAGCCUGACUGAUGGCGUCAGUGUUUUCAGACCCACUGAGCCUGCCCCUAAGAUGAACUCUCGCUGGACCACAGAGGAACAGCUCCUGGCUGUGCAGGCCAUCCGUCGUUAUGGAAAAGACUUUGUAGCCAUUGCUGAGGUGAUAGGGACGAAGACAACUGCUCAGGUGAGUUCUUUUUUUGUGAGCUACCGGCGUCGGUUCAACCUGGACGAGGUGCUGCGGGAGUGGGCCGCAGAGCAGGUGGCCACCAGCCGUGACCAGAGAGACCACAGGAGGAGCACUGAGGAGAUGGCAGGAGCGACGGACGGCGCAGCGGAGGAGGAUGAGGUCAAAAUGGAGGACUCCCCCCCUGACUCUGGUGGCAGCUCCUCUCCCCCCUCCUCCACCCAGACACCUCCCUCCCUGUCCCAGCCUCCACCGCUGCUGCGCCCCGCGCCUCCCUCUGCUCCCCCUAGCCUCCUCCGCCAGCCGCCACCCCUGCAGACGCGGCCGCUCCAGAACCGGACCCCCCACAACCACCCCCCGCCUCCACUCAUACGGCCUGCCGUGUCGUCCUCUGGUCAGGGUGGGAGCGCCAGCCUGAGGGCUUCCCUGGGAGGGAGCAACGGCUCCUCCCCUCCCAUCUCCUCCUCCCCCUCCUCCUCAUCUUCCACUGCUGCUGCUGCAACUCAGAUGCCUCCAUCGCUGGUGGGGCUGAAAGUGGAGCAGCCCAACUCGCACUGACACACACAACCACAUGUAGAAGCACACACACACACACUCACACAGACACACACACACACACACACUCACACAGACACACACACACACACACACUCACACAGGCAUGCAUUCAAAUGUGCACACUCACAUUAGCAUGCAUACAGAUGCACGCAAACACAUGAUCCUUCCUCAUUCCCCAGGCAUCAUUUCUUCAACCUUUAAUCUGUCUUUCCUAACCUGUUUUCCUGGGACCAUCACCCUUUCCCUCAGGUUUCUUAAACCAUGGGUUGGGAUCCAAAAUAGGUCAGGUGCUCCUCUUUUGUGGGUUCUUAAGGUGAGAUCACCGCUCUGACAAUGUAUCUGGAAGAGUUUGAGGACCCCUUUUUCUUUUUGAGGGCCCUACCCUGCUACCCCUUUACUGUACUAACAAACACCUACCUCCAAGACCAUAGUUCCCUAGUGAGUGCACAAACACAUACACACACACACACACACACACACACUCUAAAGACACACUAGGAACUCGAGCCAACACUACCUGAACACACCCCGCCCGCCCCUCCCUCAAAACCCACAGUUGUGAAGAGACACUGGAUCGUCAAGACGAUGAAGAAUGCCAUGACAGCAGACAGAAACCGCCCCCCAUCCAUCCCGCCCCCACCUGCCUGUCUCCAUGGCAACUACUGAACAUCUGGAUUGCGGAGGAGUGUGGUGAAACACACAGAUAUAUAGGUUUCCACUUGGCAGGUAUCAAGUUGUGAGCAUCCACACACAGCCUUCAGGAAAAAUAAAAGGGAAAAGAAGAAAAGAGGUAGGAGGCAAGAACAUAUUGCCCAGGUCUGAACCAAACCCUGGUACUCGUAGAUUAGAAAAACUAUUGGAAUGGCUCGGAAUGAUGUGAAGUCAUUUCGAUGUCAAAUUGCCCCCCUUCUUUCCCUUUUCUAAGCUUUGCCUUUGAUCUACUUUAAAACUUAUAGCCUCAAAGAGGAGCAGACAGAUACUUUGUGGAGAAUUUGGACUUUGUAAAUGAAGCUUUGUUUGAAUUGUUAUGGCUUUUGAUAGUUGAGGCUGUUAAUGCAUCCCUUCCCAUGUUUUCACAGCUUUAUAUUGCUGGACAGAAAGUGGAGUUGGUUCAGAAUUGGGCAAGAACAAAAGAUAAAAAAAAGAGGAACGAGAACAGAGAUUUUCUCUCCCCCUCUUCUCUCAUAGCCAUGAAUUACUAGUAUUAACUGGAGUGAUGUUUUUUUUUUUGACUAGGUCCUUUAAGGGUGAGCCCUAGAUAGGCAGUUAGUUAUUGUAAGUAGCUUAGAUAGUACAUACUUUAAUAUUAUUAUUAUUGACUGAGCACUAAGGAGAAAAAGACCCUUGUAAGAUACUUCACUGGACGUUCUCUCUCACAUUUCACAUGUUGUCACUGGACCAGUGUUGGAGGUACCACUCCUCCCUCCCUGAGCCAGACUCCCCUGCUUCAUAUGAAGUGAUUUCCACUUUUUAGCUACAGCAGAAUUAAGAAGCAACUGCAAACUUCAUCUGAUUUUGCUCGUGUGUAGAAGGGGGGUUUACAUUUUCUGACCUUUUAUAGAUGUUGCGACAAAACUGAAAAUGUUCUGCCAAAGUCAGAUACCGCUUUUAAAGCACAUUGUCCCACAGACACAUUCUCUCUCAAGUUCACUGUUCUGCAGUAGAUGAAGCAAUUUUGACAUUAUACAGGGCUUUUCAGGGUGUUGGCUUGGUUCCACAGCCAUGACACACUAUUUACAUGUCAGAGAUAAAACAACUGUAAGACUACUUGUUACUUUCAUCGGCAUCAUGUGGAUUAUUAUGACAUUAUGGAACUCAAUUCACAAACAAGGUGUGCUGACACGCCCCUGCAGUUGGGCUAAGGCAGUUUUCUCUCUGGUAGCUGAAAAGUCAUUCCAGUCUGCAUUGUUGUUUGCUGACAGAUGACUGUAUGGUUAAGAAAGUCUGUCAGCAAGCCUGGGCUUCAGUGAGCGGCUGGUACAGGCCUGGUGCAGAGGGCGGAGACAGCUGGGUGACUCAGAGACAACACCCCUUAAAGACAGGAGGGAAGGUGAAGGAAGCUUCUCUUGUUGAAUUCAGCCAUUUGAUUUCUUUAGCCAACUGGCCAGUGCUUUCCUUGGCGUCACAUGCAGCAUCUUGCUUCUCAACCUUCCUUUGGAUUUGAACUGCGGUGCUACAGCACUGUCCCUGCCAAUGAACUGUUCCCCUACUUCAGUCACUUUGCUUGUGUUCAGGGCUUGUUUGUGUAGCGCUCCCUAAAAUAAUGAGGCCAGGCAACUUCACCAGGUAGUAUGGAUGAGUAUUUUUUCAGCAUCUGCGAACCACAUUACUUUUUAACUUAUUUUUGAUUGUUUCACCUGAGUUUUGGAUGACGUCACUUGCUUGUCCUUGCUGAAGAUUGUAUUGUUUAUCGUCUCCAGUUGUUGCCUGUGCACUGACUCCAUAUAAUGCAGAUGUAGGAUCACAGGUCUGGUCAGAUGCACCUGUGCUGACUUUUCUUUAACUGUAUGAACCUAACUGGUCAGCAGGUCUCCGUUCAGUGCUGCUGUUCUUAAUGCGUACCGGCUGACCCCUCCUACUUUACUAAUGGCAGGAUUCAGCUUCACCUUGUUCCACACGGAGCUGACAGGGAAUCAGUGCCAUUUUAAAGUGGCGGUCCAUCACUGAGUUUGGCUUUAAAGUGGCUUGCCUUUUUGACUGUGCUUGGAAAAGUGACUUUUGUUAAACUUGUUCCUUCCUCCAAAAACUACUUUAAUUGUGUGUAUUGUAUGUGAGAAGUUGUUUACAUUGUGGAAAUUGUUUGUGUUUUUGUUUGAGAAAUGUUUUUUUUUAGAAUAAAGAAAUGACCAAACAGCA